CCUACCAUAAGAGACAACGAGGGGGAAAGAGAGAGAAACAGCACACAACCCUCUUCUCCAAGGCUUCCCGAGCAAACUUCUCCCAUUCCAUCCUCCACUCUCCCUCCCUGGUCCUUUGGCUCACCUGGACUCCUCUUUAAGGAAACAUCCUUGCUGUCUUUUGCUGUUUCUGUAUUUCCCAUCCUUAAACAAGAAAAAGCCAAAUCCAGCCACUACAGCCCCCCCUAGAUUUGAAGGGGGGAGAGAGUUGUAGCUCAGGCUCUCUAUCUGAAAAAAGCACAUUUUUUACCAUGUAUUUUGGCUUUAAACGUUCUCCUUCCUUGGUGCACUCGGUGCUUACAGCUAUGGAUCUAGCAAAAUUGCCUGCAUCUUGUCUGCAUGUUCUGCACUCCCCGGCACUCAGUUGAUCCUCAUCUUCUUCUUUGGGGGACCACAGGGUGUUUGUGUGGGGGUGACUUCUUCUGGCUGGGAAUAUUUUCUGACCACCUUCUUUUAAAAAACUUCUUUGACCUGGACUUCACUUCCUCACCUGCAGCAUCCCUUGGACAUUUCUUUUCCAUGCAAAGGGGUUCUUAUUUCAUGCCAGCAUGGCAGAACAUGGCACACACCAGUCUCCUGCCUGGCAUUCGGGGAACCCACCCACUCACAACCCCACUCUGUGCCCCCUGGAACAUGUGGAUUUGGGAAUUAGUGAGCAGUCAUCUCCACUGGAGCAACCACCACCAUCCCCUGACCUGGGUGAUGACGAUGAUGAUGGUGACAUGGAACCCCCAGCAGACCCAGACGUGCCCUACCCUGAUUUAGCUUCUGUGGUUUUCUUCUGCUUGAGACAGACUACCAGGCCUCGGAGCUGGUGCAUCAAGAUGGUGUGCAAUCCUUGGUUUGAAUGUGUCAGCAUGAUGGUGAUCCUACUGAACUGUGUUACUCUUGGGAUGUACCAGCCCUGUGAUGAUAUGGAUUGCCUUUCCAACAGAUGUCAAAUUUUGCAGGUAUUUGAUGACUUCAUCUUCAUCUUCUUUGCUAUGGAGAUGGUGCUGAAGAUGGUGGCCUUGGGGAUCUUUGGCAAGAAAUGCUAUCUUGGAGACACCUGGAACCGCCUAGAUUUCUUUAUUGUUAUGGCUGGGAUGGUAGAAUAUUCUCUGGAUCUCCAAAAUAUCAACUUGUCUGCAAUCCGCACUGUACGGGUCCUGCGGCCUCUCAAAGCCAUCAAUCGUGUGCCUAGCAUGCGUAUCCUGGUGAAUCUGCUCUUGGACACUCUGCCCAUGUUGGGGAAUGUUCUGCUUCUCUGCUUCUUCGUCUUCUUCAUCUUUGGCAUCAUCGGAGUGCAGCUAUGGGCUGGUCUACUGAGAAACCGCUGUUUCAUGGAUGAGAACCUGACCAUACAAGGUAACAUCACUCUUCCUCCCUAUUAUCAACCUGAGGAAGACGACGAAAUGCCCUUCAUCUGUUCGCUGUCAGGAGAUAAUGGCAUCAUGGGUUGUCAUGAGAUUCCCCCAUUGAAAGAGCGGGGCCAUGAGUGCUGUUUGGACAAAGAUGACUAUUUCUACUACACCUCUGUCAGACAGGAGUUCAAUGUCAGUGGAAUGUGUGUCAACUGGAAUAAGUAUUACAAUGAAUGCCGGACAGGCAACGCCAAUCCACACAAAGGGGCUAUCAACUUUGACAAUAUCGGCUAUGCAUGGAUUGUUAUAUUUCAGGUGAUCACUCUGGAAGGGUGGGUGGAGAUUAUGUACUAUGUGAUGGAUGCUCAUUCAUUCUACAACUUCAUCUACUUCAUCUUGCUGAUCAUUGUGGGCUCAUUCUUCAUGAUCAACCUGUGCCUAGUGGUCAUUGCUACACAGUUUUCAGAGACCAAGCAGCGAGAGCACCAGCUUAUGCAAGAGCAGCGAGCGCGGUACCUGUCCUCUAGCACUGUGGCCAGCUACAUGGAACCAGGAGACUGCUACGAAGAGAUCUUUCAAUAUGUCUGUCACAUUGUCCGCAAAGCCAAGCGCCGCACCCUUGGCUUCUACAACAGCCUGCAGGAUCGACGUCUAGGCCGAACAGAGCCAAGCAUUGCCAAGCGGAACAUAAAUGGGAAACAUCAAAGACAAUACAGACGCUGCCAUAAACACAACUCUGUCGAUCGCAUGCCACAAAGCCUUGGCCAGCCUAUUGCUCUGACUUUGACAUCUGACCCCAACAACUGUCCAAGAUGUCACAAGGCCCAGCGGGAAGCAGCCCGGAGGCUUUCAGUUCUUGAAAGUGCUGAUUCGGAACAGGAAGAUGGAGGGGGAGCCACAGAAGAGGAGGGAAAUGGCAGGAAAGAUAGCGAGGGAGCUGCAGACCUGGAGAAAGAGGAAGAGGAAGGAGAAGAAGGUGGCCAGUUGACACUCUGCAGUGACAUGUGGCAAGAAGUGAGGGUCAAACUGAGAGGAAUUGUAGAGAGCAAAUACUUCAACCGUGGUAUCAUGAUUGCCAUCCUUGUGAACACUAUCAGCAUGGGUAUUGAACAUCAUGAACAGCCAGAAGAGCUGACCAACAUUUUAGAGAUCUGCAAUGUUGUGUUUACCAGCAUGUUUGCCCUGGAGAUGAUCUUGAAACUUGCUGCCUUCGGUCUCUUUGAUUAUCUUCGCAACCCUUACAACAUUUUCGACAGCAUCAUUGUGAUUAUCAGCAUCUGGGAGAUCAUAGGUCAAGCUGAUGGAGGUCUGUCAGUACUGAGGACAUUUCGGCUACUGAGGGUACUAAAGCUGGUGAGGUUCAUGCCUGCCUUGCGGCGUCAGUUGGUGGUGCUAAUGAAGACUAUGGACAAUGUGGCUACCUUCUGCAUGCUUCUUAUGCUAUUUAUAUUCAUAUUCAGCAUCCUGGGAAUGCACAUCUUUGGGUGUAAAUUCAGCCUCAGGACUGACACAGGAGAUACAGUCCCCGACCGGAAGAAUUUUGAUUCCCUGCUUUGGGCCAUUGUGACUGUGUUCCAGAUCUUGACUCAGGAGGACUGGAAUGUUGUGCUGUAUAAUGGCAUGGCCUCCACUUCCCCAUGGGCAUCCCUGUAUUUUGUGGCUCUCAUGACAUUUGGCAACUAUGUUCUCUUCAAUCUGCUUGUGGCCAUCCUAGUGGAGGGAUUCCAGGCCGAGGGUGAUGCUAAUCGGUCAUUUUCAGAUGAUGAUCAGAGUUCAUCAAACAUUGAAGAGUUUGACAAGUUCCAGGAUGCCUCAGAUCCAAAGCUUUGUGCAAUCCCCAUGACCCCAAAUGGACAUCUUGAUCCCAACCUGCCUUGUCUCAACCAGCCUGGAGCAGUUGCUGGAAUUACUAAUCCUUCAUGCAAUGCACUACAACCAGAUAAAGUCCUUGUGGCCCUUGAAACUAGGAAAAGCAGUGUGAUGUCCUUGUCUAGCUCUCGCAGUUCUCACUAUGGAGCAUGGGGUCAGAGUGGGGGCUGGGGAAGCCGACGCUCCAGCUGGAACAGUCUUGCCCGGGGGCACAGCCUCAAACAGAAGCCUCCUUCAGCUGAGCACGAGUCACUCUUAUCUGGGGAAAGACACAGGACAUUAGAAGGAGAACGAGAAGCACCACUAAGAGUUCAUCAUCACCGACGGACACUCUCCUUGGAUAUCAAAGGCUCUUCUGAAAUAGUAGAGUUGGUGCCAUCAGCACCAUCCUGUCACAGGCCAUCACGAAAAACCGGUGUGACAACAGGACCUACUCUGCACCAGGACUGCAAUGGUAAAAUGCCUAAUAUUGCUAAGGAUAUCUUUCCUGAAAUGAACAAUCGCAAGGACCAUGGAGAAGAUGAGGAGGAGAUAGACUAUAGCCUGUGUUUCCGUAUCAGAAAGAUGAUAGAAGCCUACAAGCCAGACUGGUGUGAGUUGCGGGAUGACUGGUCCAUCUAUCUCUUCUCACCUCAAAACAAGUUUCGCAUCCUUUGCCAAACUAUCAUUGCCCAUAAACUGUUUGAUUAUAUCGUCCUGUCCUUCAUUUUCCUGAACUGCAUCACCAUCGCCUUGGAGAGACCUCAGAUUGAACAUGGGAGCACAGAGAGAAUCUUCCUCACGGUAUCCAAUUACAUCUUCACAGCCAUCUUUGUUGCUGAGAUGACACUGAAGGUAGUCUCCCUUGGCCUAUAUUUUGGGGACCAGGCCUAUCUUCGCAGCAGCUGGAAUAUCCUUGAUGGCUUUCUGGUGUUUGUAUCCAUCAUUGAUAUUGUGGUUUCAGUUGCGUCUGCUGGGGGAGCCAAGAUUCUGGGAGUGUUGCGUGUCCUCCGACUGCUGCGCACUUUGCGCCCCCUCAGGGUCAUCAGCCGUGCCCCAGGCCUGAAGCUGGUGGUUGAGACCCUCAUUUCUUCACUCAAGCCCAUUGGAAACAUCGUUCUCAUUUGCUGUGCUUUCUUCAUCAUAUUUGGCAUUCUUGGAGUACAGCUCUUCAAGGGGAAGUUCUACCAUUGCCUGGGAGUGGACAUCCGAAACAUCACCAACAGGUCUGACUGCAUGGCUGCCAAUUACAAAUGGGUGCAUCACAAGUACAACUUCGAUAACCUGGGCCAGGCUUUGAUGUCACUCUUUGUUCUGGCUUCCAAGGAUGGCUGGGUCAACAUUAUGUACAAUGGUCUGGAUGCUGUGGCUGUUGACCAGCAGCCAGUGACCAACAACAACCCUUGGAUGCUCCUUUACUUCAUCUCUUUCUUGCUCAUCGUCAGCUUCUUCGUGCUCAACAUGUUUGUGGGGGUGGUGGUAGAAAACUUCCACAAAUGCCGUCAGCAUCAGGAGGCAGAGGAGGCCCGGCGACGUGAGGAGAAGCGCUUGAGGCGCCUGGAGAAGAAGCGCAGGAAGGCACAGCGCUUGCCGUAUUAUGCCACCUAUUGCUCUGUUCGCCUUCUCAUCCAUUCGGUCUGCACCAGCCACUACUUGGAUAUCUUCAUCACCUUCAUCAUUUGCCUCAACGUUGUCACCAUGUCUCUGGAGCACUACAACCAACCAAUGUCUCUGGAGACUGCCCUCAAAUACUGCAACUACAUGUUCACUACGGUUUUUGUGCUGGAGGCAGUUCUGAAGCUUGUGGCAUUUGGUCUGAGACGCUUCUUCAAAGAUAGGUGGAACCAAUUGGACCUGGCUAUUGUUCUGCUCUCAGUCAUGGGCAUCACACUUGAGGAGAUUGAAAUCAAUGCUGCCCUCCCUAUCAACCCCACCAUCAUUCGCAUUAUGAGAGUGCUGCGCAUUGCUCGAGUUUUGAAGCUCUUGAAGAUGGCAACUGGGAUGCGAGCUUUAUUGGACACAGUUGUACAAGCGCUGCCACAGGUUGGAAAUCUUGGACUGCUUUUCAUGCUCCUUUUUUUCAUCUAUGCCGCUUUAGGAGUGGAACUGUUUGGGAAACUUGUAUGCAAUGAUGAGAAUCCUUGUGAGGGUAUGAGCCGUCAUGCCACCUUUGAGAAUUUUGGGAUGGCCUUCCUCACACUUUUCCAGGUCUCCACUGGUGACAACUGGAAUGGAAUCAUGAAGGACACACUACGUGACUGCACCCAUGAUGACCGGAGCUGCCUCAGCAACCUGCAGUUCAUCUCACCACUGUACUUUGUCAGCUUUGUGCUCACCGCUCAGUUUGUCCUAAUCAAUGUAGUAGUAGCUGUACUCAUGAAACAUCUAGAUGACAGCAACAAAGAAGCACAAGAAGAUGCAGAAAUGGAUGCUGAGAUUGAGCUUGAGAUGGCACAUGGGCUGUACCCACAUAGCUCACUGAAUCCUGGACAAGAUGGAGGAGGUGGAAGAAUGGACCCCGAAGGACAUCUAUGCAUGGCCUGCUUCUCUCCUGCACAGGAGAACUUAUGGCUGGACAGUGUCUCUUUAAUUAUUAAAGACUCCUUCGACGGGGAGUUAAUGAUCAUCGAUAACCUAUCGGGCUCCGUCUUCCAUCAUUACUCCUCGCCGGCCAUGUGCGAGAAGUGUAACCAUGACAAGCAAGAGGUCCAGCUUGCUGAAAUGGAAGGCUUAUCCCUCAACUCUGAUAAGUCUUCUGUCCUCCUAGGGGAUGAUGAAGAUAACCAGAGUGGUGAUCUGCCAAGCCCCAAGGAAACAAAGGAUGGUGAGGACAGCCCUAACUCCAUGGGGAUUGUGCCUUUGGAGGAAAGUCUCUUCCCUUUAACGAGUACAGAUGCUUCUCCUGCUCCAGAAAGCUACCUAUGUGAAAUGGAGAAAAUCCCUUUUAGUCCAGUACAGUCUUGGCUAACAGAUGAGAGCAACCAAGGUCCUCCCAGCCCCUUCUCUCCAGAUGCAUCUAAGACUCUAUUUCUGGAAGAAGCAGAAUUUUUCCUUCCAGCUCCUUCUGCCAGUCAGCCAAGUCAGGAAGAAGUUCCCUGUCCAGAGAAUCUCCCUAAAAUCUCUCUGCAGGCUUCUUGGGCUUCACUGCAAUCUCAAAGUGUGAACUGCUCCCUUAUCCAUCAGACCACAGAGAGUGACACCUCCUUAGAUGACAGCAGGAGCAACAGCUCAGAAGGAAGCCUGCAGACCACACUGGAGGACAGCUUAAACCUCAGUGACUCACCCCAGUGUGCACUGGAUCUCCCAGUAACACUGUGCCCAGUGCCAGCAGCAGCCACCCAAAGAGCCUUGGUGGCACCACUUUCCCCUGCUUCUCGGAGGCAGAGCUUAAAGGGUCGUGGGAUUUUCACUCUUCAGAACAUCCGGCGGCACCAGCGAAGCCACAGCAGUGGAGGAAGUACUAGUCCAGGUUGUCCUUACCAUGACUCCAUGGACCCUUCUGAUGAGGAGGGUGCUGGAAGCAGCCUAAGGGGUGGAGGCAACAAUAGUGAACAGUCAGAGACCCUUAGCAGCCUCUCUCUGACUUCUCUCUUCUCACCACCACCUCCACCACAAGGUCUGGCACUGAUAAAGAAGUGCAACAGCACCAGCAGUCUCCAUGCCAACUCUUCUUCGCGAGGUUCUGCAGUGACAGAGGCCAAGCAGUUCUACUCGGUUGACCCAAGGGGUUUUUUAUCCAUGCCCUCAUGGAUGACGGACUUCUGCAAGAAUAGUCCUUCUCCAAGGGAAGGUGGCAUGCCAGAGGGCUCAGGCAGGAUUGGGACUGCAGAUCACAGCUCCCCAAUUCCUUCUGAGUUGCAGCUGGGGAGUGGAGUCAGCAAGAGGAACAGAUGAGUCUCCUUGGGGCAGGGAGAAAUAAUGAAAUGUGAACAAGGAGCGUGUUUGGGCUACCAUUUCCUACUAGCAGUUCCAAAUGGCAGGACUGUGGAAAAGGAAACAAGCAACCACGCAAAAUAUAAAUAUGUAUGUCUGUGUGUGUAUGUGUGUGCACGCAUGCAUGCAUGCGUGCGUGCAUAUGUGUGGAAAACAAAAACUUUUAUUCCAUACCUCAGAGACACAAGUGAGUGAAAGCAAUAUGUGAACACCCCACCCAUGCAUGGGACCACCGCCUCUGCAAAGAAAACAGUGGAGCAAGGGAAUCAAAAGAUAAGAGUGCUGGGUUAAGCGGGUGAAGAGCCUCUAGCCAAAUAAUUGGCUGAAGGCAGCCGUUUACUCCUCUACAUAUACAAAUAUAUAUGUACAGACAUAUAGAAUGAUUUAUUUAUUUUUUUUACAGAGAGCUUAGGACUUCCAGAAAGUGCUAAGUGUGAAAAGGCCCAGGUCUUGGGGAAAAUAUAAUUUCAAAAUGAAAUGAGGAACCUGGAUUUUAGGGCUUGGGUAUCUUUUUUUGAGGAAAAUUGUAUUGUUCAUGCUUUCCUCUGGGGAGAAGAGGAAAUGUCUGUUACCAGAUCAGUGUGGGCAGUACGUUGCUCUAUAUGGAGAUAUUGGGGUGGGGUACAACAAGAUCUAGAGCUGAGGUUGGCUGUCUCUGUGUUAUUGAGCUUUUCAGGCAAUGUCAGUGAAACUCCAUUCCUUACAUGUUAACUUUGUGGAGUCUGGUCAUCUAGCUGAGUUUAGGUGAGUUUUGGAGAAGUGAAAAGAAGUGUCAUUGUGGCAGAAAGGAUAAGAUGUAACCACACAGUGAGUACUGAGUACUUUGCUUCACAUUGAUUUUGCUUUUUAAAAAGUAAUGCAGAGGAAAAAGAUGCUUGGGGGAAGCUUCUCUGUAUUGUUAGGGGUGUGGGGUUUAUAUUUUAUUUUCCUUACUAUUCAGUACUUGUGAAGAGUCUAUUUUAGAAGCCCAGAGGUGCAAAAAAAAAAAAAACAUCUCUAGAGAAAAGUAUGCUAUUUUUUACAAAUAUAUUAAAAGGUGAAGAAAACAGCAACCUCAAGAGAAUGAGCAGAGGAACAGAAUGAACCUGACUUAUAAGGUGUAACUAGCUCUCUAGUUACCUAAAUCUCAUAUAGUGUCCCACAAAAAUAUAUUUCCAAGCAAUCUCUAGAAAAGACUGUGAGCUAUCCUCCCCCCCCCCCUUUAAAAAAAACUCUUUUAUGGCUUUCCAAUUUAAAUCCAGUGUGGUGACUCUUGGACAGCAUCAGAUGACGUUCCUCCAGCCAUUCUAAAAAAUUCAAAGCAAUUAGCACUUUUUUGGUCCUGACACCAGAAGUUGAUAGUGAGGGUCAAGCUUUACGACAUAGUUUAGUACUGUGUGUAUGUUUUUAAAAACUAUAAAUAACUGCUGCUAGAGAGAAGCGAAGUUGGAAACAUAAAAUGCUGGUAGAAGGGUUCUUACUGCACAAAAGUCCUGAUGAAAAGCCCAUCACACCAACAGACUGUUAUCUGGCACAAUAACAGCCCCUGUUCAUGUCAAUGAGUAAUUCCCUCCCAUGCCAAGUGUCAGCUUCAGGGAAUAAUUUUCAUCAGGAUCAUGGCACAAAAGGAAAUGGUUAAAUUGCCUCCCUAGCUGUUGUACUACUCAUCAAAAUCAGGCCCCACAGCAGCUGCUAGUUAUAGUUUUUACAUGUGAUGACACCAAACUACAUGUCACAAGGAGUUGGCCUUGUGAGAAUGAGAAAGAGGGUACAUGUAUGUGUACGUAUAUGCAAUAUGAUAGGUUAUUUGUUUACUAGUGAAUGUUUGGAAGGGUUGCUCCUUACCUUUUCAGUGCUUUGUAUAUGAAGAGUGGAUUGAUCAUCCGGGAGGUUCAUGGGAGUUAGUAUCUGAUUAGAUGAAAGAAUCACUCUCAAAAUCAAAAAGGCCAAUUUCUUACUCCCUGUUAUAUAACACAUUCCCAGUGAUUCAGUCCUCCUUUCAGGGUGCCUUUGUAUUGGGUCUUACUUUUUUCACCACCAGCCAAGUUCUCUGCCAAGCCUGGUUUUGGUAAAAUAGACAUAAUCAAUUUCAUUUUAAAGGCAACAUUCAAAGAUAUAACUUGAAGGCAAAGUUGCCAACUGACAAGGAAAAAAAACAUGGCAGGCUCCUGUGCCUUUGACAAAAACAUGAUCUAUAGAAAGUUGUAAGUGAAAGUCUCUAUAACAUGGAGAUGAACACUUUCACAUACUUUGUGCUGGAAAAUUAAAGCCCUGUUAAAGGCACAUCUAUAGGGUUUGGGGGGGGGUUGAAAAGUUGGUAACCAACUUUAAAGGGCUUUGGGGGAAACAGGCAGAAGGAUUUUCAAUACUCUUUCCUUCCAACAUGCUCCUCUCUACUGAGCAUCACAUACCCAGGAGUGGGGGAGUACUUGUCUUCAGAAUGAGACAUUUUUUUUUCUCACACAAGGUAUACCUGCCUCUGUGGGCUCCUUCCACAUACUUGGACCCAAGGUUGCAUCCUUUUUAACAGCCAUGUCUGCAGCAUAUUCUUUUUAAGAAGACAGAACAAUGCUGAUUUAUAUGGCCAAACAGCUGCUUUGUUCUGUAUGUAAUGAGGCAGUAAAUACCAAAUGUGUUGUGAUGAACAGGAGAUGGAAUUUUAACAGUGAAUUCAUCUCUUGGAUAAUCAUACAUCUUUCUUAGAGAAUAUAAAACCAGAACUGAGCAGCGUCUAAAACUUUGGAGGAAAAGAGACCAGGAGAAUCCACUACUUCAGAGAAGUCACUGGUCUGCAUUAAUAAAGCAAUAACAGUGGUCUUAGUUUUCAUUGUUUGUUUUUUGUUCUGAUUUGUGGCAUGCUUCCUGUUAAUUCUCAAAGGCAGGAGAGCACAGUGGGCAGAGAAAAGGCAACCCUUCCUCACCCAAUUUCACUCCAAAACAUACACUUCAGUCUGAACGGAUCAAACAAAGAUUCUACAAGUAGAGACUGACAUUUCAUCAUAUCUUCUUAACCACCACUAUUCCAGGCUGUGGUCAUGCUGGGACCAAUUCAUUAUGUACAUUGUAGAUUCUGCAGCCAUUAAUCCAUAUGAUGAAGCAGUCAAAUGGCAUUUUCUCUUCCAAUGCAAAACCAAUGCAGGUAACAGAGCUCUCACAUUGCCUACCAAAAGAGGUGUGUGAAUGUAUUUGCUAAGUAGGGAUCUUACAUUUCCUGCUGGGUUCUGCUUGUACAAAUUCAUUGUGAGACCUCAUGAAUAACUCAGUCCAAUGUAACUUUUUCACAUGUAUGCCCUUCCAAAAUAUCUGGUAUUGAACAGUUUGAUGUUGAAAUUGUGUUUAUUUGUGCUUGAAAAACAAAGACCAAAACUAAUCAAUCAAAACAGCCCACUCACAUUGAAAGGCAGCAUGUAACCAGUUUGUAAUUUUGAUCCUGUUCAUUUCAAGUGUAGCCUUAAAUGAUGGAAAAUGGGGUAUGAAAAGCAGCAGGGAAAUUGGCCUUGGAAAUGCCCAUGUAAUCUAAGGAUGCUAAACCUUUCCCAUUGGAUGUUCAACUUUUCCCAUGCUUGCCUUUAAAUCUCUGCAAUGUUACUGGGAACUUAGGCUUCCAUUAUAAUGUGUAGUUCUGCCUCCCGAAUGACCUACAGUCAAGAAGCAUGGUAGGUUCAAUCCUACAUUAUUUAGAACCCGUUCAUGCAUGUUUAAUCAGACGUAAGUCCCAUUCUCCAGAGAUGAUGUAGUCUGUCUCCAGCAAACAUAUUUGAGAAAGCAUCAACUCACAGUCACAGUAAAGAGCUGUCUUUGAAAAUACCAAUGGAGGAACUUCCUCUAGAAAUUCUAGACUGGGCCCACAUGGCUAACACUGUGAGGGGUCUGUUCAGAGCUCAGCAAUCCCCUUCUUCCCUUUCUCCUUCAAACUGCUCAUUCUCUGUUCAUUUCAAACACAAAUGGGCUAGAAGGAAAAAUUAUAUUACAAAAGCUUUCUGUCUGGAUUCAACACUUUCCUUGCAACAAGUAAUCUUCUGAGGAAAUACCUUCAAGUUCCCAUGCAUCCUCAUUAGACAUUCCUGUGUAGUGUUUAUCCUGAACAGUAUUUCUGGCAUUAGGACUUCCUAUUUAGCAUUUAAUUUGGCCAAAGAAUAUUCAGAAGGGUCUUGGUAGCUCAGGUCUCUGCCUUGUGCCUCUAAAGGUAGCGAUUUUUCCAUGUCUGGAUGAGAACACCAUCCAUUCAGGGCUCUUCAACCCAAACAACAGAUUUCUGCCAAAUUAAAACAAGAUCAUGCUGGAAUACAUGUGAAGUUGGUCAUCAAUGCACAAAGAAGCCUCCUUCUCAAUGAGAAGGUAGAAAAUUGAAGUGUUGAGUCAUCACCUCUUGCUACAGAUUUAUGUAGACCUGAUAAAAUCAGUCCAGUUCACUGGCUUUGUUUGUAACUUGACAGGAUAUGAUGAGUAUUACUUGAGCAAUGUUUAUGCAAGAUCUGUUAGACUCUCUUUGUAGCUUUUCAAUGUCAGGUCACCCUACAACUUCAUCUUCUAGUCAUUUCUACAUCAGAAACUAAAUAAGCACUUCAGUGGAGACUGGAAGUCACUGUCUUGAGGGAUAUUGCUCAUAUAGCAAGUCAAUAUCUUGAUCAUAAUAGUGCAAGCCUCUCAGAUUAGUGAGUUUGCUUAUGAGUCAAAAGACUGAAAUGAAAUGGUCAAUGCUGGAUGAAAGCUGGGUAAUGCAGAAAAUGUUCAGACCACAAAGGAGCAAAAUAACAGAAGCAGCUCCAAGAAUAUUGUAGAGAAAGGACUGGUUCUAGCUGAUGGCAAUCAAUCAUUCCCCGGCCCCAGCCAUCUACCUGGAGGCAAGCUUCUCUAACUGAUUUUAAGAGAGAAAUUAUUUUUUGAGAUAUGUGUUACUAUGAAAUUAGACAAAGUUUAUUAUAUAUCUUUUUUUCUCUUGAGGCUGAUGUCCAGAAUCAUUGAAAAGAUCCAAGAACAAUAGAUGAAAAUGGUUCUCCUAGUUCCAUAUGGAUGCAAAAGAUCAUGGCUUUCAAAUAUGCCUGCAAUGAAUCUGUAAUAUCCUUGGCAAUUUCCUUACCAAUUGGAUCAUCUGAUCCAGGACCCAGCGUUUCACCCUCCAUCUCAACUUCAUAGAGACCAGAGCACUACAUUAUUCAGUGUGCCAUCUCUAUGAUCCUGGCAUGCUGUUUACAAUAUUUGUAAUGCUUCCUGUGAGAUAUUCAGUUAUUGGUGUUUUCCUUAAUAUAUUUAUCCCAUGAAGGUAAAUAUCAGCAUAAUAUUGGAUUUCUUGCACAAAAGUUUCACGCAGGACUUCAGCAUGUGUAUUCGGAAAAAGCAUUUUUAUCCACAAUAUGGUAGGGAAAAGUGGAACCUUCCUCCAUGGCAUAGUCAGCCAUCAUUAUUGCUCUUCCAGUCAGAGAUGCAUAUAGUGUGUGGCAUACUACAACAGUGCUACCCAAAGUCACGGUCCACAAGCUAGUGCCAGACUAAGCGCCAUCAGCUGUCAGUCCACAACAAGUUUCCAAGAAAGAAAGGAACAGUUAUAGCCAGUGGGUACAAACAUGGUGCAAGUCCAUCAUGCAUUAGUGAAAAAACAUUGCCAGUGCCCCAUUAUCAGAUAGCCUGAGAAGGAAUGGGCUACAGUGUCUGAGUGAGUCCUGAGAAUGGUAUUAUGGCCAGUCACUUUUCUCUUACACACAUUUCUUGUUUUGAUCAUUUCUUUCAUAGAGUUUGUCUACACUGCUUAAAACCCCUUAAAAAAACCCAGCCUCCCCUUGAAUCUGGAGCAAUAAGCCACAGGAUACAUGGCCCAAUCCACCCUGGAUUCAGAGUAUCCUACCUUAUUGUGGCGUUUUGUGACACCAUUUUAGUAUGCAGGCCAAUUCCUGACCCAAAUGGUGAGAUUUUUCCCUCCUCUGCCCUUCCGCCAGCUUGGAACCACUUGCUAAUAUCAGACAAGGUGCCCAAAUUGCUGGAGCUGGAGCUGCCAAGGAAGGAAAAACUUCACCAUUUGGGCUGGGAACUGGCCCAGACAAAGUUCAAAAGGGGUGAAGGGAGCAGCAGUGGACCCCAGGAACUCUGCUGGGACAUUUGAGUAGUGUAGACAAUAUACACAAUGUCUCUGUAGAGAAAAAUGUUUGCAAAGUGGCUCUGGGCUGGGGGCAGGAGUCCAUGUGGACUUUUGCCCCUAGUGCAAACUAGCCCUUAGGGUUCCUUUCAUUUCUGAGCUUGCUUUGUGCUUUCAGGGUUUUGGUUUUUUUUUUCCUCCCAGAAGAUAGACUAGGAGCGGGUACCAAAUGGGCUUCUGGCUCGGUCUGGCAUUUCUGGGGCAAGGCUUUGGUGUCCUGAUGAGCUGGCCCUGCCUGUGUGACUGUGAGGAGACUGUCCCACAUUGUGAGAAGGGAUUUUCCCAUUCACAACCAAAUUUCACUUACUCCCAAGUAAGUCUGCAAAGGAGUGCCUCUUUUGAGUAUGACAGCCUGGCAGCUGAUUCAUAGCACCAAAAAAAGUUGUUCAUAAAGUGCAGGUACAAGAAGAGACAACUGGGGGGAAACUAACCUGUCAUCUCUGUUGUGAAUAUGCAGUCUCCAUGCUGGCCUUCAUUGCAAGGAUAUGCAGCAUAUCUCUUUUUCGAAGGUGCUACUGUGCAUUCGUGACUUUAGAGAUCCCAGCCUGCUUUUGUUAUGUAAUGCUCUGGUGUUUAACUUGAAUUUCUAACAGCAUAGCCAUCUCCUUGUUAUCAACUGAAUCCCAUUCUUCCUUCCAAAAAAAAUUAUAUAUAUGAAUUCCUGUUGCUUGUAUUUUCGUUUCACUCUACGAGUAAAGCAAAAGGCUUCUGGCCUAGGAAAACGGUUACCAUAGCAACUGAGGACUAGGUUAUCUUUGGAGAAUAUUUUGCCUUUCCCUUUUAAUUAUUUACUAAUGGCUUUGAGGACAUAGCUGUUCUUCCCAGAGCAAUUUGUUAAAAGACAAAAACAAAAAUGGAUUAUUUGUGCGUAUUAGCCGAGAGAGAGAGGUUUAUGUACCACAUUUGGGGGCGGGGGGAUCUGUUUAUGUCUGGUUAGUUUUGCUUUCCAUGGGGGUCUCUCUUCUCCACUCAUUUUAGUGGGGAGUCACAAGAAGAUGUAGACCUCCAGCCAUGUUUUGUUUCUGUGCUCAUGUGAGAAUUUCUUCCAUCUCAGAAGCUGCCCAGGGAGAAAAGAAUGUCUCAUUGGAACUUCUUCCCAGGUGUGAAGUAGACAACGCAAAACACAAAUGCACUUUGUGUAGAAAGUUUUGAACAUUAAAGUA
Sceloporus undulatus (fence lizard) is the source of this 14435-nucleotide messenger RNA. It is a transcript of the gene CACNA1I, whose product is annotated as calcium voltage-gated channel subunit alpha1 I. The transcript is spliced from 37 exons. Gene Ontology annotation, molecular function: low voltage-gated calcium channel activity; voltage-gated sodium channel activity. Lineage: Eukaryota; Metazoa; Chordata; Lepidosauria; Squamata; Phrynosomatidae. The coding region runs from base 588 to 7124 and encodes 2178 amino acids. The record is from RefSeq and is a predicted model, not a curated record. Gene Ontology annotation, cellular component: neuron projection; plasma membrane; voltage-gated calcium channel complex. Gene Ontology annotation, biological process: positive regulation of calcium ion-dependent exocytosis; neuronal action potential; calcium ion transmembrane transport.